AGUGCGGAUGAGGAGAAAGGGUGGGGGGCUCUCGCAGAGGGAAGAAAGAUUUAUGAAAUGAUAGGUGGUCGGGCUUUGUUUGGCUGGAUUUUUUUGCGCGCAGUAUGUGGAAGGGUUUUCGCGUUUCCUCCACUUGAGGGAUCAUUAAGGCGGUCGAUGGCCACCAGGCGCGUCACACAGCGCCACUUAGCGCCGCUGUGACACCCAGACGAGCCCUUGUGUCGAGCUACAGUCCUGGACAGCAAGUCUCCAGUGGAUAACCAGCUCCCCCCACUCUCUCUUCCUCUUCCUCUCUCUGUCAGUGCGUACCCGUCGUGCGUUCUGCAUGCGUCAAAGGAGCACCGUGCGUAACGGGAGAGUCGUGCGUAACUGGAGACAGAUUUCACUCCAUUUUGCGCUGGGAUUCUGGGGACCACUGGCGGUGUAACGCUCACUUGCAAGGACACUGACCGCUGGAACCCGACAUAUUUCUCUUCUGAAAACACCUCACAGUUGGUCUUUUCUCCCUCCCUCUCUUCUCUCUGCGCCAGUUGUACGUCAGAGCUGACAUGACGACCGAGACCCCUCAGCAGCAGCUGGACCCUCCGCCUCCUCUGAGAUCCAGCCCGGCGUCCGGCGUCCUGCACCCCGCCAUGCUGAGCCCGCAAGCCGCCACAGAAAGUUCGUCCAGCGCCGUCAAAGGGAAGAAGACGAGCUCUGGUUUGAGGCGACCGGAAAAGCCUCCGUACUCCUACAUCGCUCUCAUCGUUAUGGCAAUACAGAGCUCUCCCACCAAACGGCUGACACUCAGUGAGAUCUACCAGUUUCUCCAGGCUCGCUUCCCAUUCUUCAGGGGCUCAUAUCAGGGCUGGAAGAACUCGGUCCGGCAUAAUCUUUCGCUUAAUGAGUGCUUCAUCAAGCUGCCCAAAGGGCUGGGAAGGCCGGGGAAAGGCCACUACUGGACCAUCGACCCUGGCAGCGAGUUCAUGUUCGAGGAGGGCUCGUUUCGUCGCAGACCCAGAGGCUUCAGGAGAAAAUGUCAAGCUCUGAAGCCCAUGUAUCGGAUGAUGAACGGCAUAGGCUUCGGCACCUCGAUUCUCCCGCAGAGUUUUGACUUCCAGGCUCCAUCCGCCACCCUCGCCUGUCACAGCAACAGCUAUAACUUGGACAUGAUGAGCAAUUCAAUGGCCGGGGGCUACGAGGGGCUGAGCGGCGGUCACCACGUACCUCACAUGUCCCCGAGCCCCGGCUCCACGUACAUGGCGAGCUGUCCAGUGCCUCCAAACGGAGAGUAUGGGCCGGACAGCAGCAGCAGCCCCGUACCGUCCUCUCCGGCCAUGGCCAGCGCGCUGGACGGCCACUCCCCGUACGCCAGUACAUCUGCACACUGGGCGUCCUCCGGCGGGUCCCCCUACAUCAAACAGCAGCCCCUAGCCUCCAGCAGCCCAGCAUCCUCCGGUUUACACUCCGGCAUGUCGCCUUACUCCCUGGAGCAAAGCUACCUUCACCAGAACGGCAGGGACAGCCACUCCACCGACCUAUCAGUGGGGAUCCCUCGCUAUCAGAGCCAUUCCUCGGUGUGCGACAGGAAAGAUUUUGUGUUGAACUUUAACGGCAUCUCCUCUUUCCACCCCUCGGCUGGCGGAUCCUACUAUCACCAUCACCACCACCACCAUCCCCAGAGCGUCUGUCAGGACAUCAAGCCCUGCGUGAUGUGAGCUCUCCUCCUGUCACUGCGGACUUCAAGGAAAAGAGAAGGAAAAAGACGGACACAGUGAAACUGGAGGUCCGUCACAUCUGAACAAACAAGAGGACUUUUUUUUUUCCUCAAAUGCGUCUUAUUUUUUAUUUUUAUUUUUUUUAAUUUUUGGAGGAUUCCUCUUAGGAUGUAUCGUGGUGGUGCCUCCUACCAGCAGCCAAAAAAUCGUCUUUUUUUUCUUUUAUUAGUUUUUAUUUUUUUGGACUUGUUGGACAAAACUAUGCAUUGAAGGAAAUGAAUGAAGAAACCCCAGAGGCCUUUAGAAAAACCACUUCGCCUAUAUGAACCCUGACAAGCUUUCUUCUUCAAAAGAAGUUUCAGAAACACGACUUUUUAAUGCGUUUGCUCCUGUAACACGUGCAAACAAUCUAUACUCCAUGUAACUAUGUUUUAUCUUAUUAGAGUAACUACACACACGACGCUUUAGGCUUUCAUGAACUGCAACAAAACCUUGCACUUAUUUGUAUAACCCCCUUUGCCAAGUUUAUUUUUAUUUUUUUUUUGUCUUGUAAAAGGUUUCAAUAAAGCUGAUUUAUAUUUUAGGCUA
Molecule: messenger RNA, 2285 nt
Organism: Mugil cephalus (flathead mullet)
Lineage: Eukaryota; Metazoa; Chordata; Actinopteri; Mugiliformes; Mugilidae
Gene: foxf2b
Product: forkhead box F2b
Exons: 2
Coding region: 549-1697 (382 amino acids)
Biological process (GO): animal organ morphogenesis; regulation of transcription by RNA polymerase II
Cellular component (GO): nucleus
Molecular function (GO): RNA polymerase II cis-regulatory region sequence-specific DNA binding; DNA-binding transcription factor activity, RNA polymerase II-specific
Source: RefSeq, a predicted model, not a curated record